AUGACUGUUGUUACACCUCCACCAUCAUCUGAUGGUGAAACUCAACAGCAGCCACAAUCUCCAUCGAAUACAACAUUCGAAUGGAAAACAUUAAUUGAAACAUUUAGCGAUAAUACGAACAGUACAAAAUAUAAUGAACUAAUUCAAUCAAUUUUACGAUGGGAAGAUCUGUUAAGUCGACCAGAUCCACUAAAUGAACAGUUUUUAAAUCUAUUUGCUAUCGUAGCAACACAUUAUCUUGUUGGAGGAUUGGCACGAGUUGAACGUUUUUAUUUUACCGAUGUGAUAAAUGUAGGAAAGUUGUUAUUAAAAUAUCUUUUACAAAAUACUUUACCAAAAACAAAUGAUACUAAUCGAAUAUCAACAUUAAACGCAAUUAAAUCAUUAUGUUAUUCUCAAACAUUUCUUUCAUCAUCGGAACUUAAAGAUUAUUUAGAAUUAAUUAAAAAAGCCGAUGGGCCACAAAUAAAUAAAGAUGAUCGUCGAUUACGUUCAUCGAGUAAAGCAACGAUCGCUCGACGUGAAACUGGUUUAGUUGAUUCAUUAUGCAAUGCUGUUUUAUUUGAUUUGUCAACAUCAGAUGAUUCAUCGCAUGGAAAUAAACGUGAAAGACCACAAUCAGCUGGAUCAUCAUCAAAAUUAACAUUUCCUAAACAUAUGAGUCAACUUCUAUUGAAUGAUUUCAAACAAUUGCAUGGUGAACAGUAUUUUAGUGAGAUAUUGUUUCAUUUGCCAUUGAUAACUGAAACAAAAAUUACUAUAAAGGAUAUUCUUCGUAAUAAUAUAAUUAUACCUGGUAAUGAUACACAAUUUCAAGAGAACUUAGUAUCAAUUAAAAAUGAUCUUGAUUUUGUACGUCGUGCGAUGCAAUUACCAGUUAUUGAACCACUUGAUGAAAAUCGUCUAAAUAAAUUUAUUAUUAUGUCAUUAAAUUCACUUUUAAUUGCAUUAAAAUAUGUUCGUUUAGCUAUAAAUAAUGAUGAUAUAAUAACUAAUGAUCAAAUUUUACAUGAUAUAGCACGUAUAUGUAUUAAACUCGGUGAUAUAAUACGAUAUUCACCUCGACUUGAGAAUUCACGAAAUAUUUUUCUUAAUUAUCAUCUUUUAUUAGCAAUUACAUUAACAAAAGGAAUAAAAGAAAUUCUUCAAUAUAUUAAUAAUAAUAAUCAAAAUGAAACACAACAACAACAAUCAAAAAUAUCAAUAAAUAAUCUAUUAAUUCAUCUUAUUGGAAUUCUAAUGUUUUCAACUAGAGAAUUAAUUAAUGAUAUAUCAUAUUCUGAUUCUAACAUUGAAAUAAUUGAUUCUUUUAAUGAAAAAUUUUCAUUUACAAAUAUAACAGAUUUACUUCAAUCAUCUCAACGUUAUUUUUAUUUAAAAGAAUAUCAAACAUUAAAAUUAUUUUUAACUAUUUUAUAUCGUCUUAUUUCAUCAUCAUCAACAACAACAACAACAACAACAAUAAAAAUAUCUUCAACAAUUCCUGAUGCACCACCAUUACCACCAGAAACUCCAUCAACAGAAAAUAUAAGUGAAGAUACAUUUGGUAUAAAAAAUUUAUUUGAUGAAACAAAUUCAGUAAAUUUAACAAAUACUUCAACAACUCAACAAACAAUUUAUCGUUCAUUAUCAACAAAUAAUCGUAAACGAACAAUAUUAAAUCGUUGUUUAGAAAUUGAUUUAUGUUCGGAUGAAAUUUUCGAUCAAGAUGAUCAUUAUGAUUUAUUAAAUUAUCUUGAUAAAAAUUAUUUAAAUACAAAUAUAACUAUUCUUAUUAAUGAUCUUACAAUAACAUUAAAUACAAAUGAACAAAUUGAAAAUUUAUCAUAUCUAAUUAAACAUUCAUUAAUAAUACCAAGAUUUAUUCAUAAUCUUAUUCAAAAUGAUAUAUUAACACAUACAAAUGAAAAUUUAUUACUUGAAAAACUUGAUCUUUCAUUAGAUCAAUCAUGGCCAUUAAAAGUUUCUAUUAAUAAUUUAAUUAUACUUCUUAAAAUUGUAUUAAAACGUAAAAAUCAUGAAUUAAUAUGUUUAUUAUGGGAUAAAUUUCUUCAAAGUAUAACAAAUUCAUCUGAUGAAUUAGUACUUGAACAUUUAGAAAUUUUUAUUAUAUUUUUUCAUCAAUUAACAAUACCACAACGUAAAAAUAUUCUUUUACAACUUGUUCAAAUUAUUCAAUCAACUAAACAUAAUAUUUAUUUAUUAAUUUUAUUUGAAUAUAUUAUGUUUAAUUUUUAUGAAAUACCAGAAGAAAUUAUUGAAAAUAUUCAACAAAUAUUAUUAAAAAAUGAUAUUACACCUACAACUAAUUUUAAUCAAAUUGUUAUCAAAAAUAAUUCAAAUUAUCUUGAUGGAUUUGCAUUAAAAAAUCUUUAUAAUAAUCCUAUUUAUGAUAAAUUUUACAAUUAUCUCAUAGAACAAUUAGAUUUUACAAGAAUAAAUAAAGAAGGAUUGAACAAUACAUUAAUCAAACAAUAUUAUGAUCUUUUAUGGCGAAUACUUGGUUUUUUACCACCAUCAAAUGAAUUUCUUGAAAAUAUGAAUACAUAUAAUGAAACAACACAUUUAUUACAUUUAUUUCGUCUUGAAAAAAAAAUCAUACAUGAUAAAUAUAUAAAAGAAUUUCUAUCAAAAGAAAUAACAUUUACUAAUAUUCAAUGGUUUAAAAAUAUUGAUAAAAAAUCAUAUUCAUUAUUUGAUUUAAUUGUUUAUCAAAUUUUAUUACAAAAUUUAUCUUCAACAUCAGAAGAAAUAAAUCCUUUAUAUAAAAUAUUUCUUCAUGAAUUUAAAUUAUCAUUAAAUAUAAAUUCAUCUAUAGAAUCAUUAUUAUUAAUACCUAUAACAAAAAAUCUUGAAGAUAAAACUAAAACAAUAACAAUUCCAACAUUACCAAAUGAUUUUGAAGAAUUAUUUAAAUAUCAAUUAAAUUAUACAUUAGAACAACAAGAUUUAAAAUAUGUAUUUCUUCGAGAAAUUCUUCAAAUAUUAACAACAAUUAAUUCUGAAAUAAAUGAUAAACAAAUAUAUAUUGAAAUACAACUUAAUACAAAUUUACAAUUUCUUAAAGAUCAUAUUAAAUUAAAAGAUCUUAAUACAGAAACAAUACAAAAUGAUUUAAAUGAAUGUAUAUAUAAAAAUAUAUUUGAAAUAUUAUUUAAUAAAAAUUUUCCAAAUGAUAUUAUUAAUGAUGAUAUUUAUCAUGAUUUAAUUAAAUAUCUUGAUGAACAAUUUCAACCAAAUAUAUUUCAAAAUUGUUUAACACCAUAUAAUUUAUUUGAUUUACUUUAUUUAACAUCAAAACCAAAUUUAUCAUUAUCAAUAUUUGCAAGAAUGUUAAUGUUAUUUAAUAAAAUUUUUUCAUAUUCAAAUCAAUUUCAAUCAUUAAUACAAAAUUUAAAUAAUAUUGCGAAUUUAACUAAUGAACAAUUAUCACAAUGGUUAUCAAAACUUGUUUUAUUACAAAAUAAUGAAAAAAAUCCAUUAUAUACACCUGAACAAUAUAAACAUAUAUUAGAAACAUUUACAAAAUAUUUAAUUAAAAAAAAUGAUGAUGGUACAAAUAUGAUUGGAGAAGAAGUUUCAUUAUCAAUUUUAUCUGUAUUAAUACAAUUAGGAAAUGAAUUAUUAAAACCAAAUAAAUUUGCAUUAGGUUUUCCACAAAUUAUACAAUUAUUAGUUAUUUUAGCUGGACAUGGUUCUGGUAAUGGACAUACAUUUUUAUUUCAAGCUGCAGCUAUUUGGUUAGAAUUUUGUGCUGAUACACUUGCAGAUAAAAAUGAUAAUUCUACAUCACCAUUUUUAUCAUCACUUCUAUCAACAUCUUCAUCUACUGAAUCUCUUACAUUGUUUCAUAAUAAUAUUCUCGAAGCAAGUGUUUAUUUACUUGCUUAUAUAAAUGAUAUUCUAAUAGCUUUAAAACAUUUAUCAACAAAUGAUUCAAUAUCUUUAAAAUCUUCUUUAAAACUUGAUGAAACCGAUGAUGAAGAUGAUGAUUCACAAGAUGAUGAAGAUAUAAAUAAUGAACAAAAAAAAAAUCUUCUUUCAUCAACAAUUCAACCAGAAUAUGAUCCUAAUAAAUUAUGUACUUAUACAACAACAAAAAAAGAAUAUGCUAAUCAACAUUGGUAUCAUUGUCAUACAUGUAAAAUGAUUGAUCGUGUUGGUAUAUGUCAAAUAUGUGCUAAUGUUUGUCAUAAAGAUCAUGAUAUAUCAUAUGCAAAAUAUGGUUCAUUUUUUUGUGAUUGUGGUGCUAAAGAAGAUGGUUCAUGUCAAGCAUUAGUUAAACGUCCAACAUCAACAACAACAAUUGCUCAAUCGAUUACACCAUCAACAAUACAAAAGAAAAAAAUUAAAAAAUUAUCAUCAUUAUCAAAUAAAAAACCUAAAUUAACAAAUCGUCAACGUCGUUUAAUUCGUCAAAUUAAUUCUAAACAACAAGAUUAUAAUUUAUGUAUACAAAAUAAACAUAUGCCAUAUAAUACAUUACGUUUAUUUAAAUUACUUCAACCAUAUAUUGAUAAUCAAUAUCAACAAAUAUAUAAUAUUGAAAAUAAAUUUGAUUUAAUAUCGGAAUAUUUAAAAACAAAUAAUCAAUUAUUAUCUACUGAAAACGAUGAAAAUAAACAACAACAACAACAGCAAUUAUUUUCUGGUAUUCUUCAUUCCCAAGAAAAUGCAUUUGAACAUGUUAAAUUAUCAUUUACAAAUGAACAUGGACAACAAAUAAAACAAUUACUUGGUACAAAUUCAAUACGUCGUCAAGGUAUGUGUAUUAUGUCAUCAUUAAAUCCAGAACAAACAAAACAACAUUUAAUUGUUAGUCAAGAAAAAGGUAAACAAGCUAUGAUAACUAUAUUACAAUUAAAUUCAUUACUUAAACAAACAACAACAAUGAUUAAUAAUAAUAUAACAAAUGAUAAUACAACAAAAAAAAAAUUCACAUUAAAUAAAGUAAAUACACUUAAUAUACCAUUUACAAUAUUAUCAAUGCAACCAAAUCAAUUAAAUAGUGAUUAUUUAUGUAUAACAGGUUUAAAAGAUUGUCAUAUAUUAAAUAUUGAUAAUAAUGGACGCUUAAGAGAACCAACUAUAAUUCUUCAACCAAAUUUAGAUUCAACCGGAAAUUAUAUUAUACGUGCACAAUGGUUAUCAGAUAAAAAUCAAUCACAACUUGCUUUAUUAACAGCUGAUUUUAUUAAAAUUUAUGAUCUGAGUAUUGAUACACUUAGUCCAAUUUAUUAUUUUAUUCUUCCAACAGGUAAAGUACGUGAUUGUACAUUUUAUUAUACAAAACGUAAUAAUAUUGAAUGUUGUUAUAUAUUAAUAAUGGCUUCAAAUGGUUAUAUAUAUUAUGAACAAUUAUGUGAAUCAUCAUCAGCUCGUAAUGGUUCAUUUUAUGUAACAAAUACACUCGAUAUAAAACAUGAAGCAAUUAGUGAAACAAAUAAUAAUGGUAUUUUACUUGGUGGUGGUGUAUCUGUUUAUUUUUCUUCAACAUUAAAACUUUUAUUUUGGUCAUAUGUUCAUGGAAAAAAUUUCUAUGGUAUUAUUGAUGAAACAAAUAUAGAAAAAUUAUUAAUGAUACGUUCAAUUGAUGUUAAAAUGACACCAACAACAACAUCAACAUCAACAUCAACACCAACGCCAGCAUCAACAAAUGGUAAUAAUAAAUCAACAUCAACAUAUCAUACAUUGUGUUCAUGGUCAGAAAUUCCUCAUCAUCCUGGUUUAAUAUAUACAAUGACACAAAUGACAAAUAAUCCUGUUAUAUUAAUGAUAACGCCAUCAAAUGUUCGUUUAAGUGAAAUAAAAAUGCAAUUAAAAACAACUAAAAUUCAAGAUAUUGUUGCUAUACGAUAUGAACAACGAACAACAUUUAUAUUAUUAGCUGAUGAUUGUAGUUUAAAGAUUUUCUUAGCUGAAUUAGAUAAAACAAAUUAUUGGUUAAAUAAAUUAUAUCAAAAAAAGAAAUAUUUUCCUAUGAUUGAUUUAGAUUUAAAUGAAGAAUAUUUUGAUUAUGAUAAUAAUAAUUAUCAAUAUACAUUAUCAGAUAAUGAAACAGAUGAUCAACAAGAACCAAUUAUAAAACGUCGAAAACAAACAAUUACAACAACAACAACAACAGCAACAACAGCAGCAGCAGCAGCAACACCAUCAUCAACAAUUAAUCCAACAAAUGAAUUAACAAAUGGUUCAGUUAAAUUUCCUGUUGAUUUUUUUGAAUCAUGUCAAUUAUUAACUGAAUAUGAAUUUGGUGGACGUGAUUUACUUGAUGUUUAUAAUGUAGCACAACUUAAAUUACGUUUAUCAACACCAGGAAUGUUUAUUGCAAAUGUUCGUACAGGUGGUUUUACACUUGAAGUUAUUAAUAAAGAUUCAGAUAAUAAAGUUAUGACAGGUGUACGAAUACAUAUUGGUCUAUAUUCAAUGGAUAAAUCACCACAAUAUUUUGAAUUAUUUGGACGUACUAUACAGGUUACUAAUUUACAAGGACCACGUUGGUAUGAUUUAUGUUUAACACGUGAAGAAUCAAUACAAGCUGAAAAAAAAUUUAAUAUAUUUAUUGCACAGUCUAUUGAUACAAAUCAUACAACUGUUAUUGAUGAUGUUAAAGUUUAUGGUAAAACAAAAGAAGAAUUUCAAUGGCCUGAAAAUGUCGAUGGAUCAUUAUUAACAUCAACAGCUAAUACAGGAAUGACAACAGCAGCAACAACAACAACAAAUGCAAUUAAUGAAUAUUUACAUUCAUUUAGAGAAACAAAUGAUGAAAAAGAAUUAGCUACAUUACCUUUACCAGAUAGGUUACUUGUCUAUAGUAUGCAAGUAUUAACUGGUUCAUUAUCUUUACAUCAUAAUCUUGAUGAACAAAAUCGUUCAAAAUUAAAUUCUGAUAUUGUACAAUAUACAUCACAUAUGUUUCAUAUGUCUUUACCACCACAAAUUCAACGAUAUUCUCGUCGUUUAUUAAAAGAAUUUUUUUCAUCAAUAUCAUCAUCAGAUUUUGAUUAUUAUGAACAUAUUGAUCGUUUACAAUUAACAUUUUUAUCUCAAUGUUUUUCAUCAAUGAAUUAUUUAGAAUUAUUUAAUGAUAUACAAUCUUAUGAAUAUUUAUUAUUAUCAUUAUUAUCAAUAACACGUCGUCGUCCACAUAAUAUAAAUCGAUAUUUAAAUAUAACACAAAAUGAAUCAAAAGAUGCUAUAUCAAAAUCAGCAUCAAUGGAUAUCUUUAUUCCAUAUUUAAUAAAUAUAUUUUUUAAUUUAUUAAAUCAACGUUCAUCAAAUCCAUUACUUGAAUCAAUUGAUAAUAAAACAAUUAAUUUAAAACAAAUCGAAAAACUUCUUCAUAUACUUGUUGAUAUAUAUCAUUCAUUAGCAUUAAAUGAACCACAAAUAUGUAUGAAUUUAAUUGUUAAUUCUUAUAUACGUUUAUUAACAUAUCAUGAUUAUCAUAUUAAUUUUAUAAUUAAAAAUGCAUUAAAUCGUUGUAUGCAACCUAAAAUUCAACGUUUAAUAUCAAAAUUAUCAACAGCAAGUGAUUUAAAUCAACCUGAUACAAAUGAUAAACAAUUUCAUUCAAUACCAUUAUCAGCAGCUAUUUAUACAACUGAACAACAAAAUCGUCCACGUUGGACAAAUAUACCAUCAACAGAAACACCACCAUUACCACCACCAACCACAACAAUAACAGAUCCAAUUAUAACAGAUGAAACAGCUAUGUUACAAUAUGCACUUGCAUUAAGUAUGUCAGAAAAUCUUGAUCAAAUUUCAUCACCACCAUCCGUAACAACAAAUACAAAUAUUCAACAAACAAUUGAAUAUGUUGAUAAUGAUGAUGAAACACCAUCAACAACACAAAAUGAUAUUGAAAUAAAUGAAAUGAUGGAAUUAAUGGUUAAUACAGAUAAUAUUAAUCAACAAACAACAAAUAUACAAAAUGAUCAUAGUGAUAAUAAUAGUUUAUAUGAAGGUGAUGAUGGUCAUGUAUCAGAAUCAAGUUCAACAACAAAUGAAGGUGGUGAACAAAAUAAUGAUACAAUUAAUAAUGAUGAUAAUAAUAAUAAUACAACAUCAACACCAAUACCAACAUCAUUACCACCACCACCACCAUUAUCAUCAUCAUCAAAUGAUUCAAAUUCAACAAUAAAAUUAAAUAUAAAUGAAUCAAUUGAUUCUAAUAUAUAUGAACAACGUUUAUAUGAUUUAAAACAUUUAAUUGUUGAAAAAUUAUUAGAUAAUCUUGAUGAAUAUUUAUUAAAUAAUUCAACAUUAAAUGGUUUAAAUUCUAUAGCUUAUUUACAAUUAUUAUUAACAUUAACUAUUGAAUUUGCAUCAAAAUCUGAUAAUAAUAAUCAAGAAUUUGUUCAUUAUAUAUUAAAAAGUUUAUUAAAACAAAUGACAUUUUUAAAAGAUAUUAAUCAAAAUAAUACUAAUGAUUUAAUUAAACGUACAUCACAACAUGAAAUACAAUUAAUGUUAUUAAGAUUAUUUACUGUUUAUGUUUCAUUUAUGCUUAAAGUACGUGAUAAUGAACGUGAACAAUAUUUACAUUUAUCAUUAACAGCAGCUAAACAAUUAGAAGAAUCAAAUGUUGUUAAUUAUUGUUUAUAUGCAUUACAAAUUGUUUAUAAAUAUUUAUUAAAACAACCAAUUGAUGAAAAUUUAUUAAAUGAACAAACUAUGUUAUCACCAAGUGGUACAACAACAUCAACAACUAAUACACAAACAUCAUCAAUAUCAAUAAUGACACUAUUAAAACCAAUCAAUCAACAAUCAUUACCUGAUUUAUCACCUUUCUUUUAUAAACAAUAUACAAAACAUCAUGCAAAUGAUGUUUUUGAAGCAUAUCCAGAAUUAUUAGCAGAGAUUGCAACAAGAUUACCAUAUCAAAUGAAAAAAGUAAUUGAUUAUACGUCUGAAUCACGUCCAUUUUUACUUUCAUCUGAUUGGCAAAAAUGUCUAUGUGAAUAUUAUGUCUUACCACAAGGUUCAUUUCUUAAACGUCAAAUUCGUAAAUUACUUAUGUAUAUAUGUGGUUCACGUGAUAAAUAUCGUAAAUUACGUGAUUUUCAUGUUUUAUCAACAAAUUUAGCUGAAAUAAAAAAUAUACAUGAAGAAAAUUUUUCAUUAAAUAAUACAGAACAACGUAAAACAAUGUCAACACAAAUUCCUUAUGUUACAUUAAUGCGUCUUGUUGAUCAUUUAAAAUCUUGUCAAGAUAUAAGUAUUCAACGUUGUUCAAAUUGGCAAAAAUUUUGUAAAAAUGAUCCAACAAUAUUACAUUUUCUUGUUCAAUUAAUAAUGCUUGUUGAUGAUUCAUUAGUACCAUUUAUACUUCAUUUAUUAAUUAAUUCAAUAUCAUCACCAUCAUCAUCAACAGCAGCAACAGCAACAGCAGCAACGGCAACAACAUCAACAUCAAAUCGAACAUUAAAAACAAGUAAAUCAUCGGUUCGUCCAAAUGAUUUUGAUUCAACUGAUGAUAUAUCAAUAUGUUCAAUAGCUUUACAAUUUUCUAAAAUCAUAUCAAAUAAAUUAUUAGAAGAUUUUAUUCGUUUAUUUUUAUUAGAAAAUAAUCAACAAUCUAUACGUUGGUUAACACAUACAUUUUUAUAUAAUUUAUAUAUAAAUUCAAAUAAACAAUUACAAGAUUAUAUAUUUGAUUUAUUAAUUAAUUUAUGGUCAACCAUAUCAUAUUAUGGUUUAAAAUCCUUUCAAUAUAUUGAUUUAUUAGGUUAUAUUAUAAUUAAAAAUAAAGAUGAUAAACGUACAAAUGAAUUUUUACCAAAAUUAGAAUUAAUGUUAAAAACACAAAAUCAAUUAUUAUUAAAUCAUCCAAAUACAUCUAUUUAUCGUCGUUUAUCAACAAUAAUUGAUAUUGAACAAAAUAAUGGUUAUUAUUUUGAAACUGAACCAUGCUUAGUUUGUAAUAAUCCUGAUAUACCUUAUCAACAAGUUAAAUUACAAACAAUUAAACUUGAUCAACGUUAUACAACACAAUCACAUAUUGUUAAAUUAAUACAAGCAUAUUCAAUACAAAAAUUACAUAUUAAAAUGUCAGAAAUAAAACGUAAUAAAGCUGUACGUACAAUACGUUUUUAUUAUAAUAAUCGUCAUGUACAAUCAAUAGUUGAUUUAAAAAAUAGUGUUAAUUGUAAAUGGUUAUUAGCUAAAACAAUUAAAUUAACAAAUAUACAACAAACAGAAGUUAAAAUUGAUUUUGUUAUACCAAUUAUUGCUUGUAAUUUAAUGAUUGAAUAUGUGGAUUUUUUUGAAACACCAACAUCUAGCAUACAAACAGUUACAGACACAACAACAUUACAAUGUCCAAGAUGUAAUUCAGCUGUGGCAGCAACACCUGGCAUUUGUCCUAAUUGUGGUGAAAAUGUUUUUCAGUGUCAUAAAUGUCGAUCAAUAAAUUAUGAUGAACGUGAUCCAUUUUUAUGUAAUUCUUGUGGUUAUUGCAAAUAUUGUAAAUUUGAUUUUAUUUUUACUGCUAAACAAGUUAAUUAUGUUGAACCUAUUGAAUCCGAUGAAGAUCGUGCUAAAACAAUUGCUAAUAUAGGUCAAUUAUUAGAAAAAACCGAUAAAAUCUAUCGUCAAUUAAUUAAUCAAAAACCAAUUCUUGAAUAUUUAUUAACAAAAUUAAAUUCUGAUGAUCAAAAUUCAACAUUAAUACCUUCAUUAUCAACAACAACAGCAACAACAACAACGACAACCACAACAACAGCAAAUACAACAACAACCGGUGAAACAUCUGAUCAACAACAACAACCUCCUACUGUACCAACACCUACAAUAACAUUAACAUCAGCAAAUAAUCCAAAUGGUAUUAAUCGUAUUGUUCAACAAAUAGCACCAAAAUAUAAUACUGAAUGUCGUCAAACAUAUGAUGAACUUGGUAAAUGUAUACAAAAAAUUAUAUGUACACGUAAAGAACUUUAUACAUAUGAUCAACGUCAUUCAAAUUCAUCAUCAACAACAACAACAAUGAUGAUGAUAACAACAAUACCAUCACGUUCACAUCAUUGUUAUGGUUGUAUAUUAUCAACAAUAUCACAUUGUAUAUUACUUUUACGUGCAUUUAUUACAUCAUCAAAUCGUUUAAAACAAUCCAUAACAAAUAAUAUAUCAUUAAUUGAUGAAUUAUUAUUAAAUAAUAUACGUUAUACAAAUCAACAAAUACGUCAUGAUGUACGUUUAUUAUUUUGUUAUUUAACACGUGAUAAUAUACAAUUAACUGAUUAUAUAACAACAAAAAUUUUAAAUAAAAUAGAAAUAAUAUUUCAACAAAAAUUAAUUUUAUCAUCAUCAUCAUUAAUUAAUUAUGAUUUAUUAGUACUUUUUUCUUUAAUACAGCGUUCAAAUCAAGAUGAUCAAGAUUUAUGUUGGGAAAAUAAAUUACGUUGUAUAUUUAAAUUAUUUCUUUAUUCAUUAAAAAUCUCAACACCACAAAUACUUGAAUUAAUAACAUUACCUUGUUUAAGAAUGUUAUUACAUUUAUCAAAAUCACAAAUAACAACAAAUACAACAAAAUUAAUAUCAAUUGAUAUUGAAAAAUUUCUAUCAAAACAAUUAACAUAUAAUGAUUGGAAUAAUAAUUUAAAUGAUAAUAAUAAUUUUUCUUUAACAAAUAUUAAUAAAUCAUGGUUAGAAAAAUUAAUAUUUUGUUCACAAUCAGCAACCAUACGUUAUUUAACAUGUAAAUUAAUACAAACACUUUGUAUAAAUGAUAAACAAAAAUUAUUUAUAAUGCAAAUAUUAAUUCAUUAUUUACAUAAUAUAUGUGAUGAAAAUCUUUUAAAAUAUUCAUAUGAAUAUGUACAAUUAAUUAAAGAUUUAUUAUUAAAUGAUAAUCAAUUAAAAUUAAUUUUAUGUAAUGAUGAACAAUUUAAUAUAAUUAGAGAUAUUGCUAAAUUAAUUGAAAAUGAAAUAUUAAUUAUUAAUGAACAAGAUGAAAAAAAUUUAUUAAAUUCAAAUUUAACAUUUGGUUAUUCAAUUAAAUCAUUAACAGAAUUAUUAAAUAUUUUCUUACAACAAGAUGAAUUAAAACAAAAAUAUAAAUCAAUAUUAAUUGCUAUUGUAUUAAAUGGUUAUUUAACAUUAAAAAAAUUAAUUGUACAACGUACGAAAUUAAUUGAUGAAGCACAAAAUAAAAUGUUAGAAUUAUUAGAACAAAUGACAAGAGGUAAUGAACAAGAAACAAGACAAUUUAUGAUUAUUUGUAUUGAUACAAUUGAAAAAUUUCAAUUAGAUGAUAUGCAAACACCUUUAUUUAUAUUUGAACGUUUAUGUAAUUUAAUUUAUCCUGAAGAAACUAUGCAAGAAAAUAAAGAAUUUUUUAUUGUUGUCGAAAAAGAUCCAAAUCAAGAAGAUUUCUUACAAGGACGAAUGAUGGGUAAUCCAUAUAGUUCAGCAGAUCCAGCUAUGGGUCCAUUAAUGCGUGAUAUAAAAAAUAAAAUUUGUACUGAUUGUGAAUUAAUUGCAUUACUUGAAGAUGACAAUGGCAUGGAAUUACUUGUUGCAAAUAAAAUAAUUAAUUUAGGUUUAGCUGUUCGUGAUGUUUAUAAAAAAGUUUGGUUACCUUAUAUAAAUUCUCAUCAAGGAACUCCUUCAAAUGCUGAUCCAACAGCAGGUUCUCAACCAGUUGUUAGUCCAUCACAAAAUGAACAUGAACCAAUGCAUAUUGUUUAUCGUAUGCGUGGUUUAUUAGGUGAUGCAACAGAAGACAUUAUUGAAACAUUUGAUACAAAGAAAAACGCUAAUGAAAAUGGUGAAGAUGAUCCUGAAGAUAUAUAUCGUUUAGCUAAUGUUCUUAGUGAACAUUCAGGUUUAGAAACAAUGCUUAAACGUUUAGAUUCAAUUCCUGAUAUGUCAUCAGGAAAAGCUUUAUUACAAAUAUUAUUAAAAUUACUUGAAUAUGCUAUUAAACUUAAAGUCAAUAGACAACGUUUAAUUGAUCCAAAUUUACGUGCGAUAUCAUCAAUGUUAAAUAAACUUAAUUUAUUAUUAAAAACUGAGAUUGAAGAACAAGGACGUGAUCAAGGACUUUUAUCAUUAACAGAAAAACUUCUUUUUAUUAUGGAUCAAUUAUUUCAUGAAGCAAGUACAACAUUAUCACAAGAUAAAUAUAAUGAAUUUUCAGUAUCAUGUGAAGGUGAUAUUGAACAAUUACGUUUAUUACUUAAUUAUAUUAAAUUACCAUUUGUUAAAACACAUCCAAGUAUAAUGGAAGCUCUUAUUCAUUUAUUACCAUAUUUAUCAUUUGGAAAUAAAGAAAAAAUGCAAACAUUACUUGAUUAUUUUAAAUCAUAUUUAGAAUUUGAUCGAUUUGAUCUUGAACAAAUAUCAUCAUCAUCAACAACAACAAUAGCAACAACAUCAAAUGAUAAUGAUAGUCAAUUACAUUUAGAUUGUUUCUGUGAAAUAUGUAAGCAUUUAGAUAAAAAAUCUGUUUAUGGUAAAGAAUUUCGUGAUUAUGUUAAUGAAUCCAAUGGUAUUAUUGAUCAAUGUAUAAAUUAUAUUGAAACAAAUUCACCACAAGUUAAAACAUAUUUAGGUAUGCAAGAUCAAGAUAGUUGGAAAGAAUUUUUAAAUAAACCAAGUUUAUCAUAUGUAUUACGUUUAUUAACUGGUUUAUCUUAUGGACAUGAACAAAUUCAAAUGAAAAUUGGACAAAGUUUAAUACCAAUUUUACAUAAAAUUGAACAAUUAACAACAGCUGGUAAAGUUGGUGUUCUAGCUGAAGAUCUUUUACAUUCAUUAACAGAAAAUGAACAAGUUGCAAAAAAAAUUGAUGAUGUUAGAAAUCAAACACGUGCAGAAAAAAAACGUUUAGCACAAGAAGCACGUGAUAGAAAAAUGCGUGAAUUAAAUUUAACAAAAAUAACACGAAAUAAAAGUGAAUCUGAAUCAUCAGCAACAGCAUCGAAAAUACCUGUACCUAAUGUUGAUUUAACUGAUGAAACUGGUCAUGUUUGUUGUAUUUGUCGAGAAGGUUAUAAAUAUUUUCCAAAUAAAGUUUUAGCUAUUUAUACAUUUACAAAAAAAAUUGAUAUUGAACCAUAUGAAGCUAAAACACGAAAAACACCUGGUUAUGCAACUGUAACACAUUUUAAUAUCAUACAUAUUGAAUGUCAUACAUCAGCAAUUAAACAAGCACGAUCAAGAGAUGAAUGGGAAUCAGCUUUAUUACAAAAUGCAAAUACACGUUGUAAUGGUUUAUUACCAUUGUGGGGACCUGAUGUUGCUGAAGCACAAUUUACAACAGCACUUGCAAGAUAUGAUACGAAUAUUAUCGAAGCAACAGGUAUUCGUGAAACAUCACCAACAUUAUCAAUUCAUGAUAUAAAACUUUUAUUACUUCGUUUUGCUGAUGUACAAUCAUUUAGUGAAGAUACAGGUGGUGGUGGACGAGAAUCAAAUAUACGUUUGGUUCCAUAUGAAAUGCAUACAAUUCUUUAUGUUCUUACAACAACUCGACAAAUUGAACGUGAAGAAAAAUUAUUACAAAAUUAUCUUAGUCGUCCUGAUUUAUUAAUAAAUGAAGCAUUUGAAGUUGAUGGUCCUUUCUUUCUAACAACAUUAUCAUUGAUUAUAAUGAAACCAAAUGAUUGGGAAAAAAAUCGUCGUAUUUUUCUUCAAAAACUUCUUCUUACUGCACAUAUUCGAUCAGUUAAUACACCAAAUGAUCGAACAAAAAUUGCUUCAAAAGCAUUAAAACCAUUUGCAACGUAUAAAACAACUCUUGUCUUUUUUGGUCUUAUCAACGCAUUUUUUGUUCAUAUGUUAAAUCCGCGUUUUGAUACGACAUCGACCAUACCGUACAAUCAACAAUUGGCACAAUUUCUUCGUUGUAAUGAUGCGUUUAUUAUGGAAGCAUGCACAAAAAUCUUAAAACAUUUUGAACAAGAUUUACUCUCAAGUCAAACAUUUGAAACGUUAUUUAAUGCAUUAGACUUAAGUCAAUUAUCAGAACAAUGGAUACAAGAUGCUAUUAAUACAUCGAUAUUAAAUCCAAUUAAACCAUUAUCUUAUUAUCAAACAUUUCUUUCAUCAUCGGAAUUAAAAGAUUAUUUUGAAUUAAUUAAAAACUCCAAUGGACCACAAAUAAAUAAAAAUGAUCGUCAAUUACGUUCAUCAAGUAAAGCCAUGAUCACUCGACGUCAAACUGGUUUAAUUGAUUAA
Messenger RNA from Rotaria sp. Silwood2, 15183 nucleotides. NCBI's taxonomy places the organism in Eukaryota, Metazoa, Rotifera, Eurotatoria, Philodinida, Philodinidae. The record is from the annotation of a GenBank genome assembly.